AUUUAGAAUGGAAAAUAAAGACCAUAACAACAUUAUUACUAGAAUGGACCAAGAUGUAGUCAAAAGAAUUGAAGAAAAACGCAUCGAUCCAAAGUAUUCGUCUCAGUUAAAUGAAGGUAACAUUAAUCUCUUCCUCAAACAAAGGGAAUAUGGCACCGCAAUAUUAGAUGACAUCUUAAUACGUUUAAAAAAUAAGGACAACUUGGAAAUAAUGUAUGAUGAUCCCGUGGCGACAAUAGAUGUUGUUAUUUUAUUGAAAAAGAAUUUUCCCUUAUUAGACCAAAUCAAUUAUUGGAUAACUGUUGGUCAUGAAACGGGUUUGAUUAUAAAAUGGUGGAUGCAAGCUAACAGCGAUAUGGAUAAGCUUGAAGCUGCUCAACGAGAUCAUACACAUUUACAACCAUUAACUAUGGAGAAUCUAAUUAGUAGUUUUUUAUUUCUCUUGUGUGGUUUGAUUAUUUCAAGUUUGGUGUUCCUGGUAGAAUUAAAAGUAGGAGUAACACGAUACACAAUCAAGUAGGAGAAAUACGUACC
Molecule: messenger RNA, 534 nt
Organism: Psylliodes chrysocephalus
Lineage: Eukaryota; Metazoa; Arthropoda; Insecta; Coleoptera; Chrysomelidae
Source: the annotation of a GenBank genome assembly